Messenger RNA from Tachysurus vachellii, 1184 nucleotides. RefSeq lists its product as uncharacterized. The record is from RefSeq and is a predicted model, not a curated record. Bases 169 to 963 code for a protein of 264 amino acids. The transcript has 3 exons. NCBI's taxonomy places the organism in Eukaryota, Metazoa, Chordata, Actinopteri, Siluriformes, Bagridae.
ACACAUUCCUGUGACUCCUGCAGAGCUGCUCAGACUCGACACUUUACACAUAGAUAAGUCAGACUCUAACAUGGGACCAAUGAUCGCCGUAGUCGUCGAGGUGGUCGUGACAGGAAUAGCUGCCAUAGCCACUAUGUAGCUGCUUUGGUAGAAGUUGGGGUGGAAUCUAUGGUGGCGGCUGGAGAAGCUGCAGUCACUGCAGCAGAGACAGCAGCAGAAACCGCCGCAGAGGCAGCAGCCGAAAGUGCAACAGAGGCAGCGAGUGAAUCAGCAGCUGAGGUGGCAUCCAGCACAGCGGCACAAAUCAACAAACUCAACCAGAACAAAAGACCAAUCAAAGAUGCCCAGAUUACAACCAUAUAUCGCAGCAUGAUCCGUAUCGUGUCAACAUUUGAGUCUCUUGCUCAGUUCAAAGAGGAAAAACAAAGCAAAAUAGCUGCAUUGGCAUCACUUCCUGUCAGCAUGAAGGAAGCAGAGGAGUGGAAGCGUGAGCUGGGUUCUGAUGAUGUUCCGACUCUUCAUCUCCUACUUCUGCCUAUGUUCAGGGAUCCAAGAUGGCAGUGCGAGUACAUCGUGAGGCUCAGGGUCUCUCCAGAAUCUGCAAUUUUGCGGUAUUUUUGUUGCUUAUCUUGGGUCUGUUCGUGCAGAACAGCUGUGCCUAUACAUCGUACAUCAGACAUGAGCUUUUGGAUAUUGGUUUACGACUUCCCGACAGUUUUAUUGACAACCUUCAACUCCUUCCUGAGAUCGCCAGAACAACCGAGGCCCGCUGAUGCAAAUUUCACACUCAAGGAAAGGUUUCUACACACAGACUGGGGUACAUUUGCUUCUCAGCCCACCAGUGGCACUCACAUGGAUAUCGAUUGUUACACCUCCUCUGUACUGGAUUACAUCAAUACCACCAUAGAUAGUGUUACUACCCAGAACAGAUCAUCACAUACCCAAAUCAGAAGCCAUGGAUGAACAAGGAGGUGCACCUCCUGUUGAAGGCACGCAAUACUGCCUUCAGAUCAGGCGACACACAGGCCUACAGCACAUCCAGAGCUAACCUUAAGAGGGGCAUCAAAGAGUCCAAGCACUGCUACAAGCGGAAGAUAGAGGAGCAUUUUUCCAUCUCUGACCCUCGACGCAUGUGGUAAGGCAUCCAGGUCAUCAGUGAUUACAAAUCCUCCCACUCUACCCAC